AUGGUGUCUUCGCCCUACCGCUCCUCCCACAGCGGCAGAGACAACCAACCAGGCCCCAGCAAACACGCAAAACCAUCCGCAUCGAAAAGCAGAACACCUUGGCCUCUCGACACGUUCUGGUCCAGCUCGAGCAGGAAAGUUGCCUCCCAGACCAAGUCACGUUCACCCGUCUCCCCCGUCCUAGGCGCCUCGUAUGAGAGCUCUACCGGGCUCGACUCGGAUCAGAACUUUGACUCUGGCGACUUGCCACUUACUCCUCCUGAUUCAGGUGCUUCUGCGUUUGAGUUGCAUGCCGCACCCAGAGAUGCACAGUCCACGUCAAGGUCGGCACAAGAUGCCACCUCCUUGUUGCUUUCAACAGCACCAACGUCGACGGCCAUCCUGCAUGGAGGUGAUGAUGAAGCAAAGUCGCCACAAAAAGGCAGAAGCAAGAAUGAUAUCUUCAAAUCGCCCAUUGCUUGCAUCACACCGCCACCAGCUUCCCAUCCACCAGCACCGCCAUCGCGCAACUCGCUCUUCUUCUCUUCGUUUGGAAGCAGUUCGCCUACUCCUCCUUCUCCGCCACCUCCACGUAUCUCGUCUGUUCGAAGCACCAGUGCGAACUCCUCGCUACCGCCAACACCACACUUUGAACUCCUUCCAGCCGCUUUACCCCAGCCACCACCACCAGCGUCAGAUCGCAAAAAAGGUCACUCUCGAAACUCCUCCCUCGGACGCGCAAGCUCCGAAGAAUGCCUCGAAGAAGAGGCCAGAAUCCGCGCUACCAAACACGUCGAUUUCCGCUUGUGCCCAACUAACGAGUUCUUGCUAGGUGAAGGUCGACAUUGUUCAGUCUACCUAGGCAGCUAUCGGACUCGAGCUGAUGCAGUUGCAACCGGCACAACAAGCUCAUCUUUACCGGGGCAAUGGCAGUUGUGUGCGAUCAAGAGAUUGCAUGCGGAUCGACAGAGUCAGCUGCUGGGUCUGGAAGAAGCAUUCGCCCUGCGGAGGUUGGGCUUGCAUCCCAAUAUUAUUCAGUUGAUUGAUAUAAGGGAUGAGGUCGAGUUUGCUUCGCCCCAGCCAACGCCUCAACCCCGGGAGAGGCAGCUUGAAUCGAUAUCUUGCUCAGCAGGGUUGGGUCUCGGUUUAGGCCUGCCACGGAAUGAAGGUCCAAGUCCAUCCCCCGAUGCAUCCAGCCAUUCAAGAUCAACAAGCGACAUGACGGGUCGAGACGAGCUCCUUGAAGAAACCCAAUCUCACAAAAGAGCCCUAGCAUACGAGAAAAAGCACGAAGCUGCACUUACUCGUGGAAUCAUUCAUGAUCCACCACAAAGUCGUACCAGAAUGUCAUCUACAGCUGAACAAUCCCUUCCAACGCCAACAUUCCUGGAACCAGGUUUGGAUGGCGAUUCCGUAGGGUCUCCCACCCCAGAAUACAGCCUCGUCCCACGCACGCCCGGUCUCCCCCACGAUACCCCUCAACUCUUGAUUCUGUUGGAACUGCUACCGAACAACCUCGCUCUAUUCGCACGCAAGCACGCAGACCGUAUCGACCUUCAGCGGUGGUUCGAUUGGGCGCUGCAGAUGACCGAAGCGAUUCUCUUCCUCCACGAGAAAGGGUGUGUGCAUGCAGAUAUUAAGAAAGAAAACAUGCUUCUCACUGAAGACCUCGAUAUCAAACUCUGCGACUUUAACUCUGCUGUGUUUCCCAACCCCAACGACCCACCGCGGGAUGGAUUGGGUUUGGGGACGCCGGCGUAUUGCGCACCCGAGUUGAGUCGCGCUACUGGUGGACCGGGGGCUACGACUUUUUCGUACCCGAUCGAUAUUUUUUCAUUGGGUGUAGUGCUUUACUCUCUGGCGACGGGGUAUGAGCCGUUUAGUAAGGCUAGGAGCGUGGUGGAGAUGUUGCAUAGGAAAAGGCUGUUUUUUGAGAGUGAGGAGAAUGAUAGGGCGUCUAGGUUGGCGGUUGAAGCGGGAAGCAACCCGAACAGUGCCCCUGCUUCCCGUAGUGGUAGUUUGCGCGGGAGACACUCACACCCGCACCCCCAUCCCUCCACUGCUAACGAAGGCCAAGCUUCACCCACACAACUCGCUUCCUCACUAAACCGACUUGUCCAGCAAAAUCAGGGAACGGGAAGGAGGGAUGCAAGUAGCGACAGCUUGGAAAGUGUAGCUUCCAGUAUCACGACCAUCUCGGGAAGAAAGACUACUUCGAUGGCCGUAUCGCGAUUGCUAGAGCCCAGUGAUGCGAGAGGAUUGUUAAUAGACCCCAUCAUGGGACAAGGGGGAUAUGGGAAGCAGGGAGGAUUGUUAAGAGACUUGACGACAGCGAAGGUUGAUCUUAGGAGAGCUGCUUCUAUGGGCGGUAAGAAAGCCGUCGGCACUCGAACUGACGCGGUUGGCGGGACUUUGCGUAGUGCUCCACCUAUCGACGCGUCGCAUGAAUCAUCAACGAGUAAGGUGGCGAUGAAGGGCUCUCCGGCGGUAACUAGAGUAGCGAUUGAUUCUAGACCGGAUUGGUUACGUAGGCGAUCGUCCUACGGAGAUGAACUCACCUCCACCACCACCACCACCACCACUAUCUUCGACUACACCACGACCGAAGCGGACCCCAGCAGUACACCCUCAAAACCAAGUCGUUUACGUCCAAUGUUUUCCCCUGCAUCCACAACCUUGCCUCACUCCUCCAACUCUAGCUCCUCUACCGAAAGACGCGUAUCUCCACACCCAUCUCUUCCCUCCAACACGACCCAAGAAGGCAAGGCAUACGCAGAUGGCCAUCCACCAAUAAACCUUGCUGGUGGAGGAAGGUUACCUGAUUGGGCAAGAGAUCUGUUGCGGUCAAUGUUGCAAGCUUCUCCCUCUGCUAGACCGACAGCUGUGCAGGUUAGGGAAAGGAUGUUGGCUCAUUUGAACUGCAUUUGA
This is a messenger RNA of Ustilago hordei, 2907 nucleotides long. RefSeq lists its product as uncharacterized. The record is from RefSeq and is a predicted model, not a curated record. Gene Ontology annotation, molecular function: ATP binding; protein serine/threonine kinase activity. The transcript has a single exon. Lineage: Eukaryota; Fungi; Basidiomycota; Ustilaginomycetes; Ustilaginales; Ustilaginaceae. Gene Ontology annotation, biological process: mitotic DNA damage checkpoint signaling; protein phosphorylation. Gene Ontology annotation, cellular component: nucleus; cytoplasm. Bases 1 to 2907 code for a protein of 968 amino acids.